AUGGCCCACAACGAUAUUGAGCCAGUCGCCAAACUAGGCCUCAGUCUUGCAAGCUCCCUGCAAGUACAGUCGGAAGCCAACAGAAGAGCCCGACAAAGGCUUCCGAAGCUGAUCAAUUUGAUCAACUCGACUGCCUUGACAUUAACAAAAGUCGAUGAUCUGGUUCAAGAAAAUCCAGAUGUCUUCACAAAGCCAUGCUUGGAAGAUAUCACGGGCCUCACAGUCACGUGCGAAAAGAUCUACGUCGGCAUUCUGAUCAUGUUGGUACGGCAGACAGAGAAUAUGGUUGGCGACAAGUACAUCAAUGAGAUCCCGCGGGAGGAGACGGGGAAGUAUCUGCAGUGCAUCGCUCACACCACUGUCUGGCGUUACGAGUCUUGGAAGUUGCUCGAGGUUCAACUCAAAUACUUUCGGCACCGGUUGACGCAGAUCAAGUUUGAACUCAUGCUACGGUAUCUUCUGGGCAGUAUUGCGCAGUACCAGAUUCGGUCACAGACCCGAGUCCCAGGUAGCUUUGAGACCGAGCUCACAUUCCGACACCUGGCAGGGCAAGUGGCCAGCCAACGAGCAGGUCACUACAAAUAUUGGUCCAAGAAGGUCGCCAAAUGGACCAUCGUCGCUCCGCCAGUACUUUCUAUCGACGUUUCCAUCUCAGAUGCUAACAGCACUUGCACUGUUUCAAGUACUCCUACCAUUGCGGUUGAUACAAAGGUAGAGGAUGCCAAGCCUGUUGAAAUCAUGCCCACUCCAACACCGGCGUUAGAACAAUCCAAGGACACUGAGGUAUCGGCUGAUACCAAUGAGGAGACCACCAACAAACUAGUACCGGUCGAUCAAGAGCCGACCAACGUAAACGGCUCAAGUCUUAUGGCUGCUACCAGAAACUGGAUCAAACGGAAUCUCAUGCCACACGAGGAGUGGAAGGACCAAGACCUUGAAGUUUGGCAAAUCAAUCUUGGCGCGCACUUCGAUUCCAACAGCACGCCAACUAAGACGUUCAAACGGCUUGAACUGGACGAUAAACAUGUCAGGACUGCGCUAUCAAAGGCGACCUCCAAGUUCAGAUGGAGAAAGCGUCCAGAACUCAUAGAACAGUAUGACUCACUCGAUCAGCGAGUCCGCCAACGAAUCGACGAGGCUAUCGACGAGGCCAAACAAUCAAGCCCGAGGGAACGAAUUUGGAUUGCCAUGUCAAUCGCCAGUCCUCCAGUCAGGAACAGACCCGAGGCUGUUGUUCAGGCUGAUGCUUCCAUCUCUCUUUUCUUCCGGCUUGGUGAAGAGAUAGAGCCUAUUCACGUUUUUGAACCACUCUCGGGGAAAAAGCUCACCUUCCCGUAUGCUGCAUGCAAGGAUCUCAAAUUGCUGCGUAAAAGACUCUCUGGUCUCAGCUUGGGAUAUCCCGCAACAAUGAUCUUGAAAGAUGGAAAGUAUUUCUUUUACACCGAUGACGGAACUGUCAUUUUACCUGAAGCAUGGGAAUCACUACGCCGUCCGGGCAUGACUCUGAAGAUUCAAAAUGUCGGCACACCUAUACCAUCAGGAUUCGGUGGCCCAACGACGUUCAAUCGUCCGGGUAUGUUCCCGCCUACUAUGACUCGGCCCACGAUACCUGUUGGACCUGGUGGUAAACGUCCUCCUGCAAGCACCACUACUUCUGACAGUUCGUCGACACGUUCUCGUGCUUCUCUGACUAUGAAGCAAUGCCACAGCGAGAUAGAGGAGUUGCUUCGACUUUCCGACUCAUGGUCUCCUGACCCGGACACAUUCAGCAUUGGCCUGGGCAGACUUCUUGGCUUGUGGACCAAUGCUCUUGAUCCGCAUGCCGAACUUGUAUCAGAUUCAGAUUCAGAGUGGAAUUGUUCGACGGGAGACUCUGACUCUGACUCCAGCAGCCGCAACAUAAGCGACUAA
This is a messenger RNA of Fusarium subglutinans, 1911 nucleotides long. RefSeq lists its product as uncharacterized. Bases 1 to 1911 code for a protein of 636 amino acids. The record is from RefSeq and is a predicted model, not a curated record. NCBI's taxonomy places the organism in Eukaryota, Fungi, Ascomycota, Sordariomycetes, Hypocreales, Nectriaceae. The transcript has 3 exons.